Messenger RNA from Cooperia oncophora, 537 nucleotides. The record is from the annotation of a GenBank genome assembly. NCBI's taxonomy places the organism in Eukaryota, Metazoa, Nematoda, Chromadorea, Rhabditida, Trichostrongylidae.
GUUUGCGAAAAUAAAGCAACCGGAUUUUUCGUAGUCGAUAAUACAAUUCUUGGCACAGCUGACUCUAUUGUCUACAAAGAUACACCAGAAGAAGAUUGCCUUACCACCUGUUCCACAAACAGAGAUCGUUUUGGACGUUCAAUAUUGUGCGCCUCGUUUGUGUAUGAUCAUGCCUCGUUCACAUGUACGAUCUUCAAAGAGAAGGCGAAACCAGAAGGAAAGGCCGACGUUGUUCAAGCUGUCGGCAAACGCUACUUUGAGAAAGUUUGCUUAGGAGACGAUGUUCCAAUGGAAUGCGCUGAUUCGCAGUUCAUUCGAGCUGAUGAUUCUGUUCUGAUCGGAUUUGCUCGGAACGUUACACUUGUGGAAACAAUGGAACAAUGUGUGGAACAAUGCGUGAAAGAGAGCGAUUGCAAGGUAGAGCGUAUUCCUUUUCCAAUCGCAUUUCACUCUCGAUCCGUUAUGAUCCAUCAACAUUUCCUUGUUCGCGUUUGUCAUCUUAUCGUCUGUAGACAAAUUGAGAGAGAGAAUCGGUAG